This is a messenger RNA of Labeo rohita (rohu), 2073 nucleotides long. It is a transcript of the gene pou2f3, whose product is annotated as POU class 2 homeobox 3. Gene Ontology annotation, biological process: regulation of transcription by RNA polymerase II. Gene Ontology annotation, cellular component: nucleus. The record is from RefSeq and is a predicted model, not a curated record. The coding region runs from base 175 to 1365 and encodes 396 amino acids. The transcript is spliced from 14 exons. Lineage: Eukaryota; Metazoa; Chordata; Actinopteri; Cypriniformes; Cyprinidae. Gene Ontology annotation, molecular function: RNA polymerase II cis-regulatory region sequence-specific DNA binding; DNA-binding transcription factor activity, RNA polymerase II-specific.
CUGCCCUCUAGUGUAAGUCCUCUGUGAUGUUCACUCUGGAUGGUGAGACAGUAAAAUUCAUCUUUAGAAGGCUGAUUCAGUUUGACAUCGGAGACCUGAGAAAAGCACCACGGGCGCAAGGAUAUAAUCUACAGAGCCUGGAUCUGUGGAGCGUUCCUGCCAUAAGAUAUUAAGAUGAGCACAGAGGCUGUUGAACAGACAGAAUCUCAGCAUGAACAAGCUGACAUUGAACAAAACAGCAUUGACUUCACCAGACAAAUUAAGACUGAGAACCUGAAUGAUUCACCUCAUUCUGGAUCGUCACAUAAGACAUGCCACUUGACUCAGGGAUCACCCGUGCCUGGUGGACAGCUUACUGGGGAGCUGCCCUCCCUGCACCCUCUGCCCCAGCUUGUCCUGAUGCCUGGAUCUCACCUGUCCUCUCCUUCAUCAUUUCUCCUCUCACAGGCCCAAUCAGGACACCAAGCACUGCUGCAGCCCAACCUGCUUUCCUUGCAAUCCCAGUCGCAGACAGGACUCCUACCACACCAGCCUGGUCUCGCACUCACUCCUCAGGCAAUGGGCAGGUCAGGUCUGGGCGGGUCCUCUAUGGAUGGACACCUGGACAUGUCUCACUUACAGGUGCCUAAACAUGUGGGAUCACCUCAAGAUGAACCCAAUGACCUGGAGGAACUCGAGCAGUUUGCUAAAGCCUUCAAACAGAGACGCAUCAAACUCGGCUUUACUCAGGGUGACGUGGGUCUGGCCAUGGGAAAGCUGUAUGGAAAUGACUUUAGUCAGACUACCAUCUCACGUUUUGAGGCUCUCAAUCUUAGCUUCAAAAACAUGUGCAAACUCAAGCCCUUGCUGGAGAAGUGGCUGAGUGAUGCAGAGAACUCGCCAUCUGACUCCAUGACCAACCCCACCACCUUACCACCCCUCAUGGAGGGUUAUGGAAGGAAGAGGAAAAAGAGAACAAGCAUUGAAACUAACAUCAAACUCACACUAGAGAAACGCUUCAUAGAUAACCCAAAACCCAACUCUGAAGAGAUCACACUUAUCUCUGAGCAGCUAUCCAUGGAGAAGGAAGUAGUACGGGUUUGGUUCUGCAACCGGCGGCAGAAAGAGAAAAGGAUAUACUGCCCCGUCUCCACUUCACCCAUUAAGUCUCACAACUACAACCCUCGUCUGCCUUCAACUUCUCGCUCGUUCAGUCCACUCGCCACUGGAGGUGUGUCAUCAAGCUCCUCCCCCAGCAGCCCCAGUCGAGGCUCCUCCCCCAGCACUCUGUCCACUACAUCCAGUCCACUGACCGCACAGGGGGUCAACCAGACGUUCAACACAGGAUCCUGGUAUCGCUGGAACACCACAUCAUAUCACCACUGAGCCCCUCUGAAGGCAACAGCUUUACUGCGUAACUCACCAAACGAGAGAGGAAUACUCAUUCUGUAAUGUUUACAACCAGCACUAAAUGAGGAGGCAGAACGCAGAGAACCACUGCUCUGCUUCUCAUGGUCUAAUGUUCAAAGGGCUUGUGAAUAGAGCUUCACCGCUAAUUACCGAAGGGAAAAAGCACUAAUAUGCAACGGCACAUUGUUUAGAUAUGCAGUCUUGCUACAAAUCUGUGCAUGAAACCUUAUUUUACUUUCUGUGCUAAAUCGCUGUGCCAAUUUGUUUGGAGAUGAAGGUUCAAAUCUGGCUUUAUGUGUAUUCGUAACGUUCAUGUAAAAAACUGCACGCAACCAAAUACAAAACCACUGAUUUUUGAAUAUCUUGUUUACAUACUGCUUUAUUAGAUUUUUUUUUCUCUGUUGCUUUAUAUUACGUAACAGGAUUCUUUUGUGAUGAAGUUUCAUAUGCUAGUGUCUCUUGAGCGUUAUUGGCCCUGCUCAAGGUCAAAACUGGAACAGCUGGCUCUGACUUGUGCAGUAAUGUUGAGACAACAUUUAGUGGAUCAGUCAACACAGUUUACAGUUCUCAAUAUAUUUCCAGCAUACACCUAGUUUUGUGUUUCUGUAAGGAUUUCUGGCAGGGAAAUUUUUUUAUAUGCCUGGCGUGGAAUACGUGCAUUUCACACUAUUUUUAUGCAACAUU